GCCGCCGCCGCUCCCCUGCCGCCGCCCGGCCAAGUUUGAAGAGCGGCCGCCGCGGGUUGUCGCGAGUGGCGCGGGCUCGGCGCGGCUCCGGGGGGCGCCGGCGGGGACGGGGCCGCUGCCGCAGGGGGCGCCCCGCCGGGACAGCGCCCCGCCGCCGCCUAUGAGGGCGCCGCGGGGCCGGGCGAGCCAUGGACGGCGGCGGCGGCGGGGCGCCGCCCGCCCUGGAGAAGAACGCGGCGGAGCUGACGGUCAUGGACGUCUACGAUAUCGCCUCGGCCGUGGGGCAGGAGUUUGAGCGGGUGAUCGAUCAGCAUGGCUGCGAGGCCAUCGCCCGCCUCAUGCCCAAGGUGGUGCGGGUGCUGGAGAUCCUGGAGGUGCUGGUGAGCCGCAACCACAUCAACCCCGAGAUGGAGGAGCUGCGUCUGGAGCUCGACCGCCUGCGCCUGGAGAGGAUGGACCGGAUCGAGAAGGAGCGGAAGCACCAGAAGGAAUUAGAACUGGUGGAGGAUGUCUGGAGAGGGGAAGCACAGGACCUUCUUACCCAAAUUGCACAGCUGCAGGAGGAGAAUAAACAACUGAUGACAAACUUGUCUCACAAAGACAUUAAUUUCACAGAAGAGGAAUUUCAGAAGCAUGAAGGAAUGUCAGAGAGAGAGCGGCAAGUCAUGAAGAAGCUGAAGGAAGUGGUAGAUAAACAGAGAGACGAAAUCAGAGCAAAGGACCGUGAACUCGGACUUAAAAAUGAGGAUGUAGAGGCUCUUCAGCAGCAACAGAACAGGUUAAUGAAAAUUAACCACGACCUGAGGCACCGGAUCACUGUUGUUGAAGCUCAGGGGAAGGCACUGAUUGAGCAGAAGGUGGAGUUAGAAGCAUAUCUGCAAACCAAGGAGCAGGAGAUGGGCAACCUGCGAGCAGAGCUGGGCAAACUGAGAGAAAAACUGCAGGGUGAGGACAGCCACAAUGGGGAGGAGGUAAAGAUAGAACCAAGCAAUGAUGACUGCCUCUCAGAGUCAGAAAAGAUGGCAAUGGACUUAAAAGAUCCGAAUCGUCCGAGAUUCACCUUGCAGGAGCUCCGGGAUGUCCUUCAUGAGAGGAAUGAAUUGAAAUCUAAAGUGUUCUUACUACAAGAGGAGCUUUUAUACUACAAAAGUGAGGAAACAGAAGAAGAAACUAGAUCCCCUCAACCCACACCCAUAAUUCAAUCAAAACCCUCAACUCAGCCUGAGUCUGGAAUCAAACGACUGUUUAGUUUCUUCUCUCGUGAUAAGAAACGUAUGCAGGCAUCACAGAAAAAUGUCCACUUCCAGCAGACUUUUGGAGAAUGGUCAAAUUCAAAUAAAGACGACUCGUACACCGAACAAGGACAAGAAGCCCUGCAGCACCUGUGACUAAAACCUUGAGGGGGUCAGUUCACCCCAGUAGAUCUCAACAGUCUAGUUAAUGAGAAGCUUCUGUAAACAAAUCUGGCAGCUCAUCACUUUUGUUUGCCUUGCACACCUCCAUGGUUGUGUUUUGGAUGUACUCUUCAAGAAGGGAUCCCUCACUGUUCACUUGGUGACUGUUGAAAACAGAAUCCAAGCUUUGUAGUAACAGUUGCCGAUACCCUGGGACACUGAAGCUUCUAGAUGACUUGUUUUGUGCUGAAUAACAAGUCUCUGGUUCUGUCCAUGCAUUAACUACAGUAACACAAGCUUCGUUAAACCAAAAAAAAAGAAAGGACCUGUGCCAUUAUUAGAAGUUUGUUUGCAGUGUACAAUAUCUAGUGGCAGAGGCUCUUUACCCUGUUUGUUAACACUAUCAGUUGUUUGCCUUUUAUUUCUGUAAGAAUUCUUUCAGGAGGGAUGGGACAGUAGGUCAUAGCACUGCUGUUCAAGUUCAACUGGCAGCUGCAUUUUGCAGAGUAACCACUUGGAAAUCCACCUGAUACAAGCUGAUGAACUGGAAGUAGCCUUGAGAGGGCUAGUGAGUGUACAUUUCUCUUGCUGCUUAUAGUGCCUAAAGCAUGAAGAAAGCGCUGGAGGAGGUGAGCGUGCCUUGCAUUUUGCCAUGAGUUCUGCAGUAUUAACAGCAAAGAAAUUGCUAACGAGGAGGAAUUCUGACACUUAAAUUUUUUCAUUCGUACCAGGGACUUUCCCCAGAGUAGCAGAGAGUGGCUGCAAAGGAAUGCAGUCUCUUUCCCACAGAUAGGUUUUUAAUUAAGUCACACUCCACUUUUCUGUGUAGGUCAGAAUGCCUGACUAGAGUGAAAGACAUCCUCAACUGGCUGACAUGGACUGCUUUAACUGACUUAGUGAUAUAUGACCACAACUCAAAAUGUUUUCUCUGACUAGUCUAAACACUACCUGGGCAGAGCAGAUGAAUUCUGUAUGUGCAGGCUGCUUCACUGUUGAUGGUUGAGUAACCUGCAGUUACAGAGGCUUAAUUUGCCAGCAAAAGCUCAGCCCAGCUGAACUGCCAGAGGGUGGGAUUUAAACCUGCUUUGCAAUUGUGCUGGGCAGACCCUUGGGUCUGGCCAAGGUUCUGCUUACAAAAGCUGUGACACUAACUGAAGUCCCAUGUAACUGCUGUGUGCAGUUUGGUAUUGGCACACACUCUGCCCCUGUGCCAAAGAGGCACCUGAGCUCCACCAAGGGAGGUGCUGGGGGUUCUCAACUUGGCUGUGUGCAAGGAGAGUCCAUGCUGGAGCACCAUGCUGGUGAGGAUCUAGUUACAAGGCCACAGGCAACUUCUGCACGUGUAGUUUAGCAUAGGGACCUGUGAACUGCCCAUGGCAUCUCACUCCCAGUAACUACAUCUGCUCUGCAGAGUCUCUUCUCAGGAACAGCACUAAGGACAGCAAACAAUGCUCAGGAGGGAGUAAACUCCAACUGCUCCAGGCACUCAAUGCAGGAGGGUCUCAAAGGUCUCCUGAAUGACAGCAAGUGGGAGGGUUUUGUGCAGUUGUUUUUAAUGCAGGGUAAGCCAAGACUGGAUUCUCUAAUGUGUAUGGGCAGGAAAUGGUUCUUAGUCCCUCUAUAAUGAAACUGCCAGGAAACCAUUCUUGCAGCUGGGAGGUGAAUGCUGUUCUGCACCUGACUGUAACUGUGCUGUGUGUUGAACAUGGACCUUCUGCAUGUUCUGGGUGGAGAAAGUGUUUACUGUGCCUCCCUGGUACUGUGCCUCCCUGGUGUUAUUGCAGCUCGGGGAGGGAGGAAAUGUGGCCUUAUAUGAAAGACAUCUGUGUCUGAUGCUAGUGUCAGGCAGAUAAUGCUUCUGCCUGGUGAUGUUUUGGUAACAUACUCUUAAGUUCUAUGUUUACAGAAAGCUGUAUCAAUGAAACAACAGCACUGCCCCCCUUGUGUAAAAUGCAAUUCUUAAAUGGAGGGGAAAGAUCUUAUUUUAAUGAUAAUGAAGUUGCUAAGAUCUGGAUUUCACUUCCAUAUUAGGCAAAAAAAAAAAUACACUACAGGUACAUCAGUCAGUAAAUUGUGAGUGAUGCCCAUGGAGACUCUUGCUGGCAGAUUUAUGUGAGGUGUGGUGAUCAGAAGGAACGUGAGGAUGCAGCGAAUGCAGGGCCUGAAUGAUUACAUCACAUUGGAAAUCAGCCAGUAGCUGCAGACCAGGAUAAAAGAGAGGCACAGACUGAACUGCUUUUCCCCAGCACCCCAGCUGGCCUAUCACAGAGGAGGGCUCCUGGCCCAGUCCCUAUGCCAGAGCCCAGCGCACCUUUGUUGGGUCAGCUCUGCAGCCAGUGUGAGGAAGUGGCACAAGGCAGUACAGCCUCCCCCACCCAUCACUCCAGUCCUUACCUCAAAAACUCAAACUAGUUCCUCCUGACCUGGUAGCAUUAACCCCUUCACUCCUCCUGCUGUUUGAAACACUGAGUUUACACACUGCAAGUGCCAUCGGGAAGGGUGGUGCACAGGGAGGGGGGUAUGAAGAUGUGAACAUCUGUCAUGUGGUGUUUCUCAAUAUUCAAGUAAAACCUGCUUUUAGAGAAGGGGCCAGGAUGCUGUCAGGUAAGGGGUGUAACAGCCCUGUCUGCAAAGGGCAGGAUCACCCACGCUUUUUGGGUUGUUUCUUUGGUUUGGAUUUUUUUUGGUUGAGCAGUAAAUCAUUUUAACAGUUUAAUAAAUAUUUCUGAAAAACA
This is a messenger RNA of Colius striatus (speckled mousebird), 4129 nucleotides long. RefSeq names its product Rab interacting lysosomal protein like 1 (gene RILPL1). Gene Ontology annotation, molecular function: protein dimerization activity. Gene Ontology annotation, cellular component: ciliary basal body; cytoplasm. The transcript has 7 exons. Lineage: Eukaryota; Metazoa; Chordata; Aves; Coliiformes; Coliidae. Bases 189 to 1388 code for a protein of 399 amino acids. The record is from RefSeq and is a predicted model, not a curated record. Gene Ontology annotation, biological process: cilium assembly.